Molecule: messenger RNA, 2367 nt
Organism: Octopus sinensis (East Asian common octopus)
Lineage: Eukaryota; Metazoa; Mollusca; Cephalopoda; Octopoda; Octopodidae
Product: suppressor of fused homolog
Exons: 10
Coding region: 217-1878 (553 amino acids)
Cellular component (GO): cytoplasm; nucleus
Molecular function (GO): transcription factor binding
Source: RefSeq, a predicted model, not a curated record
GCGUCAGGCAAAAUGCCUCGGGAUAUUUCUUCCGGCUUUUCACGUUCUGAGUUCAAAUCCUUUGGGGGUCAACUUUGUCUUUCAUCCUUUUGGGUUUGAUAGAAUAAAAUGUUAGUACUGUGGUCGAUAGUUUCAACUAAAAUCCCUCUCCAAAAUUUGGCCUUGUGCCUAAAUUAGAAACGAUUAUCUUCGUCAUCAUCGCUAUUACGCUAAUAGAUGAAGCAACAACAGUGGCCAGCGGAAGUGACGUGCAGAGAAGGUGUUGUGUGUAUUAAGCUUCAGCAAGCUUACGUUCCAUCUCUAUUUAUCCUCCUUUAUAAAGAGAGAUCGAACCUCAGAAAGACAACAGAAUAUACGUAUAUAUAUACAUAUUAUAUAUGUAUGUUUAUAGUAGGAGAGAUGGAGCAAAGAACUAACACAGCUGAAAUGGAUACUGAGAAAGAUAAUGUGGAUAACAGAUAUGUCUUAGAUCCACAUUAUGAUGGACUGUUGGCAAUUGAUACGGCGUGUAGCCAGCUUUACCCAGACCAGCCAUCUCCUUUGCAAGCUGCUGCCUUGCAGAAGUUUUGGUUGGGAGGACCAGAUCCCCUGGAUUAUAUCAGUAUCUACAGUAACAAUGGUAAACCUGAAGACAACAGCAUACCAGCACACUGGCAUUACGUAACCUAUGGUUUCUCUGACCUUUAUGGAGAUAACAGAGUACAUCAAUUUACAGGCCCAGGAAAACUGAGUGGAUUUGGAUUUGAACUUACUCUCAGGCUGAAGAAGAAAGGCAAUGAGAGUAACCCUCCAAUGUGGCCUGCUGCACUACUCAAUAAGUUGGCAACUUAUGUCUUUCAAACAGGAAACAUUCUAGAUGUUGGAGACCAUAUACCCUGGCACAAAUCCAUGGAUGAUAACCCUAGAAGCAAAAGUACCAUUCGACACAUGUUGAUCACUGAAGACCCUGAAUUGACUUUGCUUAACACACAAUAUGGAACCCUAGAAUUCCGACAAGUAUUGGGUGUGACAGAUGAUGAAAUGAAAUCUGCCCAACACUGGCAAGGUGCUGGUAUUCUAGAAUUGCUCAAAGAAUCAAAAGGAGUUGGAUCAUACUUCAUCACAGAUCUGGAUCGAGAAAAAUCAUUAUUUGAAGAAAAUCCUGAUUUAAUAAAAUUUGUCUCAGAAGGAAUUAAAAAUGAUGGAUCAAACUUAGGACAUGUAACAGCAGUCUGUUGUUGGGCAGAAAUCAUCAAAAGGGAAGAAGAUUCUUGUGAUGAGAAUAAAGCUGCAAAGAAUAUGAAGGAAGAAUGUGAAACCAAAUUGACACGCAAGAAAGGAGAUGGUGAAGAAGAAGAACAAGAAGAAGAAAAAGAAGAAGAACAAGAACAAGAAGAAGAGGGGGAGGAAGAGGAGAACAAAGAAACGAGUGAACCAAUUCAAGUAAUUAAGGAAGUACAACUUAUGUUUGAUGUUGAAGCUGCAGAACUUCUACCAAUUGUUGUAAAGGGUCGUUUGAAAAAGGGCCGAUUUUUUGUUUUCCAUAGUGGUGAUGAACAUGUCAUACACUUGGUGCCAUCACUCUCUUCACAAGAACAUAUUUUUGUCUCCGAGGAGGAACCAAUUAAGGCUGAGGGAGCUUACCUUCAGAUUUAUUGUCCACAAAAUCUUAUUGAGAAAAUGGAAGAAGAAGUGGAGAUAUUUGAACAUUUAGAUGAGGGUAUGCCAGAACUUCCAAUAGUAUUUCAGUUUAAGAAUCCCAACAUUUUUAUCACCAUAACAGACUGCAUUGAAACAGUGAAGGAAGAUGGAGUUGAAAAAGAACCAGAAGAACAGCAACAACAGAAAGAAGAAGACAAACCCAACAAUGAAAUGUCAAGACAAACAGAAGACUGUUAGAGAAUUAAGUUGGUUGAUGCAAGAAACACUAAACACUAUUGAUGUUAUCAUUAAAUAGAUACAAUGUUUGCAUAAUGUUCUAGAUGAAAUGAGUUUGCAAAUUUAGACAUAUGUAUAGUGUCUGAAACAUUUUUCACAGCUGGACACCUAUCCUUCCUACUGGAGGCCAAUUGACCUCCAUAAGUGGGGGACCUGCUGUUGUCAACCAGGUAAACUGAAGCAAGUAGAGUUAUGUACCUUUGUCUAGUUACUGGUACAAUGUUAAUUCUAGCUCGUUCCUUAUUCCAUUACUAAAUUAUUCCCUUGCUAUUUAGACAAAGAGGCUAAGUGUAUAAGAUAUUGGAGUAUCAAUCCAUAGCUGCAAAUCCAUAUAAACAUUCAGGUCUCUGAAGCAGAGCCCUUUGACUUUAUACAUGUCAAUUUAGCAAACUGUGAAGUUAAUGGCAUCAAGUCAGAGAAUAUUAAAUUGUUCUGUUUAAAGCUAAAAAA